AACGUGCCGCGUGUAAAAAAUAUUAAAAAAACAAGGAAGUGGAAGACUUUCUCUCUCUAUGUCUGCCCUUUUCUCUCUCUGGACUGUUGCUCUCUCUAGUUUUUUCCUCAAGGAUUUGUCUGCUCGCGCUUGAUGGGGAGGAGCUUGAUUCUGUAGUGAUAAAUAAAUGGGAAAGAACAAAAAAGCCAAGUUGAGUCUGAUACACCUGCAAAAAUCGCCAUCCUUCUGUUUCUUCUGUUUCGGGUUACUGUAUCGACUUUGGAUGAGCGAAUAAAAUGGUUUUGGGUGAUGGGUAUGGUUGGAUUUUGCUGGGUUCCGUGAUCUUGUGGCUCAGAUUGGUUUCGUCGAGCUGACCCCACCUGGGAAUGCUAGUGAUAGUGAGCAAUAUAGAUAAGCGUAUUCGAAAUAGAAAUUAUUUGUCUGUUUAUGCUUUAUGUUGUAACUUGUAUGUGGGGGUGUUUGUUGAGCUGUUCUAUCUUCUCUCUUUGGGUUCUGGAACCUCUUGGGUCUGGUUCGAUCGUGGUAUUUGAGUUCGGCGGUGGAGCUUUAGCUUUCCACUUUUGAUUAUUUUGCAGAUUUUGUGGGUGGGUUUCUAGUCUUAGUUCAAUUUGGGUGGCCGUGGGAUUUGAAAAGUCGGUUUCGGAAUAUCUUUACUGUUGUAGAUUGGUUUUGAUUCGAGGGUUUUUGAACUGGGUUUAGUCGAAAAUUCUUGUACGGCUUGCAGGUUUUAGCUGAGCUUGAAUUUAUAGGUAGGUUCGUCUUCAACUUUUCUUGGUGGGUUUCAACUCUUAUUUGAAUUUGGGUGUCGACUCGGACCGAGGAUUAAAUUGAAAAUUUGGUUUUCUUUUUUAAUCAUUAAUAUUGUUUUUUGGGUGUUGGGGUUUGGUUGGGUUUAUGUUUGAGUUUGUGGGUUUCAAGCUAGACGGAAAAAGGGGCAGAAUCAGUUGAAUUGGGUGCAAAUGGCUUCCGGAAUCGAGUUUGAGGAAGACAGUGAAAACAAAGGUAGUAUGUGGGUUUUGGAUCAGAAGCUUGAUCAGCCCAUGGAUGAGGAGGCUGGCAGGCUUAGAAAUAUGUACAGAGAAAAGAAAUUCUCGGCAGUAUUGCUUCUUCGGCUUGCAUUUCAGAGUCUUGGAGUGGUCUAUGGAGACUUGGGCACAUCUCCCUUAUAUGUUUUCUAUAAUACAUUUCCUCGUGGAAUCGAAGAUCCUGAGGAUGUGGUUGGGGCUCUUUCGUUGAUCAUAUACUCCCUUACACUUAUUCCGCUGCUCAAGUAUAUUUUUGUUGUGUGUAGAGCAAAUGAUAAUGGCCAAGGUGGAACAUUUGCUCUUUAUUCAUUACUUUGUCGACAUGCAAAAAUAAAUACUAUUCCUAAUCAACAUCGAACUGAUGAAGAGCUUACAACAUAUAGUCGUACUACAUUCCAUGAACAUUCUUAUGCUGCAAAAACAAAAAGAUGGUUGGAGGGGCAUGCAUCUAGGAAGAACAUGCUCCUUAUUCUUGUCCUUGUUGGUACAUGCAUGUUGAUUGGAGAUGGUAUUCUCACUCCUGCUAUAUCAGUUCUUUCUGCUGCUGGUGGGAUCAAGGUGGAUCACCCUGGGAUGAGUAAUGAGAUAGUUGUUCUUGUCGCUGUUGUAAUCUUAGUAGGUUUGUUUAGCAUGCAACAUUAUGGUACAGAUAGAGUUGGUUGGCUCUUUGCUCCAAUUGUUCUGCUUUGGUUUCUUGUGAUUGGAGGUAUUGGUAUAUUCAACAUCUGGAAGUAUGAUAGCAGUGUUCUGAAAGCAUUUUCACCUGUGUACAUAUAUCGGUAUUUUAAAAGGGGAGGGAGAGAUGGUUGGACCUCUCUUGGAGGGAUCAUGCUUAGUAUCACUGGGACGGAGGCACUUUUUGCCGACCUAGCCCAUUUUCCAGUUUCAGCUGUACAGCUUGCGUUCACAGUAGUUGUAUUUCCUUGCCUUCUUUUAGCCUAUUCUGGACAAGCUGCAUACCUCGUGAAAAACCAGGAUCAUGUGGUUGACGCAUUCUAUCGUUCUAUUCCAGACAGCAUAUACUGGCCAGUGUUUGUUGUUGCAACUGCAGCUGCUAUUGUUGCGAGUCAGGCGACCAUAUCUGCAACUUUUUCGAUAAUCAAACAGGCCCUUGCUCUUGGCUGUUUUCCAAGAGUCAAAGUUGUACAUACAUCAAAGAAGUUUCUUGGCCAGAUAUAUAUUCCAGAUAUUAAUUGGGUCCUUAUGGUUCUUUGCAUUGCUGUGACUGCUGGGUUCAAAAAUCAAAGCCAAAUUGGCAAUGCGUAUGGGACAGCUGUCGUGAUAGUCAUGCUGGCAACCACAUUUCUGAUGAUAUUAAUUAUGUUAUUAGUGUGGCGCUGCCACUGGCUUCUUGUCUUAAUCUUCACUGGCUUAUCACUGGCGGUGGAGUGCACUUACUUCUCUGCCGUACUUUUCAAGGUCGAUCAAGGCGGUUGGGUCCCUCUUGUGAUUGCAGCUGCUUUUCUCAUUAUCAUGUACGUCUGGCAUUAUGGUACAGUGAAGCGCUAUGAGUUUGAGAUGCACAGUAAGGUUUCAAUGGCGUGGAUUCUUGGGCUUGGCCCUAGUUUAGGGCUUGUCCGUGUCCCUGGUAUUGGACUUGUGUACACUGAGCUAGCGAGUGGGGUGCCCCACAUUUUCUCCCACUUCAUCACAAACCUACCAGCCAUCCAUUCUGUCGUUGUUUUUGUCUGUGUCAAGUACCUUCCUGUCUACACUGUUCCAGAAGAAGAGAGGUUCCUUGUCAAGCGGAUUGGACCCAAGAAUUUCCACAUGUUCCGUUGUGUUGCAAGAUAUGGUUACAAAGACCUCCAUAAGAAAGAUGAUGAUUUUGAGAAAAAGCUCUUCGAUAAUCUCUUCAUGUUUGUGAGGCUAGAGUCCAUGAUGGAAGGGUGCUCAGACUCAGACGAGUAUAGUCUCUAUGGCCAAACCGAGCAAUCAAGGGACUGCCUGUUGAAUGAUAAUGGCAACACUAAUUCCUCCAACUUGGACCUGACAAUUUCAUCAGUGGAUUCAAUUGUGCCGGUGAAAUCUCCAUUGCACGCUAGCAAUACUGUCACAUCGUCAGGUCAUACCAGCAACCAGACAGAGGGUGAUGAGUUGGAAUUCAUGAACAACUGUAGAUCUGCAGGGGUGGUGCACAUACUGGGAAACACGGUAGUGAGAGCUAGGAGGGAUUCAAGAUUCUACAAGAAGAUAGCUGUUGAUUAUAUAUAUGCAUUUCUCAGGAAGAUAUGUAGGGAGAACAGUGUGAUCUUUAAUGUUCCUCACGAGAGUCUUUUGAACGUUGGGCAGAUAUUCUAUGUUUAAAUUCUUUGAUAACAUGAUCAAUAAGAGUUAAAUCAUGCUUACUGCCUUGACCCUA
Messenger RNA from Vitis vinifera (wine grape), 3387 nucleotides. Its product is annotated as potassium transporter 11. Gene Ontology annotation, cellular component: membrane. Gene Ontology annotation, molecular function: potassium ion transmembrane transporter activity. NCBI's taxonomy places the organism in Eukaryota, Viridiplantae, Streptophyta, Magnoliopsida, Vitales, Vitaceae. Gene Ontology annotation, biological process: potassium ion transmembrane transport. The record is from RefSeq and is a predicted model, not a curated record. The transcript has 8 exons. The coding region runs from base 960 to 3332 and encodes 790 amino acids.